Molecule: messenger RNA, 1425 nt
Organism: Chanos chanos (milkfish)
Lineage: Eukaryota; Metazoa; Chordata; Actinopteri; Gonorynchiformes; Chanidae
Gene: slc16a8
Product: solute carrier family 16 member 8
Exons: 4
Coding region: 1-1425 (474 amino acids)
Biological process (GO): transmembrane transport; monocarboxylic acid transport
Cellular component (GO): basolateral plasma membrane
Molecular function (GO): monocarboxylic acid transmembrane transporter activity
Source: RefSeq, a predicted model, not a curated record
AUGGGGUCCAGCACGGCUGAGACGGAGUCUAUAAAACCCCCAGAUGGAGGAUGGGGGUGGGUGGUGCUGUCGGGUUGCUUCGUCAUCACUGGCUUCUCCUAUGCCUUCCCCAAAGCCAUCAGUGUUUACUUCAAAGAACUGAUGCACGACUUUGAUUGUGGUUACAGUGACACUGCCUGGAUUUCCUCCAUCAUGUUAGCUAUGCUUUAUGGCUCAGGCCCGGUUUCCAGUAUAAUGGUGAACAGGUUUGGAUGUCGUCCAGUCAUGCUGGUCGGAGGGUUACUAGCUUCUGCAGGAAUGAUUGGCGCUUCCUUCACCACCAAUAUCAUCCAGCUUUAUGUCACGGCUGGGGUUAUUACAGGUCUGGGCCUAGCCCUGAAUUUCCAGCCCUCACUAAUAAUGCUGGGCAGCUAUUUUGACAAACGCAGACCUCUGGCAAACGGACUCGCUGCAGCUGGGAGCCCAGUUUUCCUAUCCGCCCUGUCUCCCUUAGGACAAGUUUUAUUGGAUCGCUUUGGAUGGAGAGGCGGUUUUCUGAUCAUGGGAGGCUUGCUGCUGAACUGCUGCACCUGUGGUGCUGUUAUGAGGCCUCUGGAGGGUCGGGCACGAAAGACCACAGGCAACGGUGAGGCAAAUGCCCAAGAACUGAAACAAAUGCUUCCGUUAAAGGUAGGAGAGGAGAAUAACAACUCGGUGAAAACACAUAAGGAGAAACAUAAAAAGAAGCUUCUGGACUUCAGCGUGCUACGUGACAAGGCGCUUGCGAUCUACAUCAUUGCCAAAUUUAUCGUGGUCCUCGGCCUGUUUGUCCCUACCAUCCUCUUGGUGAACUACGCGAAGGAUCAGGGUGUGCCUGACCGUAGUGCUGCUUUUCUGCUUUCCAUUAUCGGCUUCAUUGACAUCUUCGCUCGGCCCACGUGUGGCGUCAUCGCUGGUUUUAAGUGGGUGCGGCCCAGGAUGCCAUAUUUCUUCAGUCUGGCUCUGGUCUUUAAUGGGCUCACAGAUGUGUGCUCGGCCAGGAGCACAGACUACUGGGGACUAGUCAUCUUCUGUGUGUUCUUUGGGAUUUCGUAUGGAAUGGUGGGUGCUCUGCAGUUUGAGGUGCUUAUGGGUAUUGUAGGCACAAAAGGUUUUUCUAGUGCCCUUGGCUUGGUGUUGCUCAUUGAAGCAGUAGCAGUGCUUAUUGGACCUCCCUCUGCAGGUCGUUUGGUAGAUGCUUACAAGAACUAUGAACUGAUUUUCUAUAUGGCUGGUGGAGAGCUGAUCGCUGCUGGACUAUUCCUUGCAGUUGCAUUCUGCUGCUGCAUCAGACGACACAAAACCAAAGACUCACCAGAUGCUGAGGACCCAAACAUUCAGAAUGAGAACAACCAUGCCAGUCAUGACGAAGAUCAAAUGCAUCAAAUGUCACUGAAGGAUGGGUAG